AUGCAAUUGUUCGCCUCUAAACUCAGUGCCCUGGCCGCAGUGCUGUCGAUGGCUGUCCUGGCCGUCGUUGCGUCGCCAGUACAGGCUGAUCUCACUCUCCGGCAGUUUGAUCAUCAUCAAACUCGGGACACGUCCGCCGAAUGGAACAUUCUCGACAGACGUGCCAAGAGGGCCACGGCCUGUGACUGCAAAGUCAUGGUAAAAGGAAAAUUGACCGGUAACACCUACAUUGCACAGGUGGUCCAACAAACAUUAGACCGGGCGAUGGAUCUUACAAAGAAGAAACAGACCCUUGGGUAUGUGCUAUCAGUAACCCAGCAGACCAAAAAAGUUAAACAUAUCAACAGCACCAACGCUUACCCACAUGCAUACAACAACCACGAGAAACUGAAAUUCCCUGGCUGCAAGGGCACGAAUUUGAUGGAGUAUCCCCUCCUCAAGAAAGGAGGCGCGAGCCGUUCGCCAGAGGCUGAUCGAAUUGUGUACGACGCCAAAGGCAGGUUCUGUGGAUGUAUGACGCACGAAGGCAUGGAAGGGAAUACGUUUCAACUUUGCAAGAGCUAA
This is a messenger RNA of Pleurotus ostreatus (oyster mushroom), 564 nucleotides long. RefSeq lists its product as uncharacterized. NCBI's taxonomy places the organism in Eukaryota, Fungi, Basidiomycota, Agaricomycetes, Agaricales, Pleurotaceae. The coding region runs from base 1 to 564 and encodes 187 amino acids. The record is from RefSeq and is a predicted model, not a curated record. Gene Ontology annotation, molecular function: RNA binding; RNA nuclease activity. The transcript is spliced from 4 exons.